AUGGAGCUAACACCGGAAGAGAUACGAGCCCGGAGGUUACGAAAGUUGGAAGCGAAAAAUACUCGAAAUGCAUCCAACAAUAAUGCUCCAUCGUCUACGGAAACGGCCAGCGUCGGUUCCAUAUCCGAUGCCACCACAAGCAGCAGCAGCGCUACCUGUGUCUCAGCAGCAUCAGAAGCAACCCCAGUGACAGUAGAAAAUGUCCUCGCUACUCAACAAAUGCCAACCAGCACUCCGAUCGUUUCGGACAAGCCAGAAUCGAUGGAAAGUAAUAGUGGCAGCGAAAAUGUCGGCAGUAGCAGUAGUCUCAAUAGCAGCACUGGCACCGCCACCUCCGAUCUGAUCCUGCCGAACAAAAUCGAAGCCACGUUAAUGCUGGGACUGGAAGUGGCUGAACAGUCGCAACAGCAACAAAAAGCACGCUCCGUUCUGGCUGCCGUUUCUCCGACUUCAACGACGACGAACGCGUCGGUAGUACGGAAGAAGCCAACGCCGGCAGUGCUUCCUUCAGCAACGACCACUACCACGACACCAGCUGCUUCCGCUAACGCAUGGUCAUUCAAAAAGCGAUCUUCGUCUGAUCUCAGCUCGACCAAGACGGACGGAGAACAUCAUCAUCACCAUCAUCAUCAUCAACACCACCAUAUCGGUAUGGACGGUGGGCUCGAGUCAAAGAUGCAAAGCGAACAGCAGGACAGCCACGUUUCGACCCAGGACGAGCUGCUUCAAAUCAUGUUACGCAUCAUGAAGAUAAACAGCAAGGCUCGCUAUUCCAACUCCCGCUUUACAAUUGAAUCGAUCAUAUUGGACAAUGCGCUCGAAAUGCUCGAACGUCAGCGAUACGAUGAGUUCUGUGCGGAAGUGAUCAGUGAGGUGAUAAAGGGUAUCUACUACGGCAAACUGAUCGAGUCACACAGCGACGAUAGCGAUGCGGGCCGCCUGUCGGACAGCUGGAGCACGAUACCAAGCAAAAAGGUUAAACCGAUCAUGCUGGACGAGGUGGUCAUUGGAAGGGCGGGACGCGGUGGUGGCAGCAGUGCUGGAGGGAGUACCGCCACACCCAUGGACAUUGACAUCGAGAUGCAACCGGAGGAGGACAGCUCAGCCGGAGGCUUCUGCUCGUCGAAACCUUCGAUGAAAGCGUUCGCCAACAACCGGGUAGCGGCACUGGAAUAUCUGAUCGGUUGCUAUUUGCGAUCGAACGAGGAACUGUACAGCUACACGAAGGUGAAGAAAAGCAAAAAAAUGUAUCUCGCCGAAACGCUACCCAACGUGGUGACUGUGAUCAGGCAGCAAACACUCAAGUACGCAAUCUUGGUACUGAAAAACAUCUUCCAAAGCUUCUGCCAGCCGGAUGGUGGUAGCGAAAGUGGCAGCAGCAGUACAAUCACCAGUGCCGGCCCCAAACCGUCUGCCACGGGAAGUACUGCCUUGGAGAAAUCUCCUCUACUUACACUCAUGUACGAGAACAAAGUGUCGUCCGAUUUCAUGUCCAAUCUGAUGGCGGAAAGUCGUAAAUCGGACGGCGAGGAAGAUUUCCGCGUCAUCUUUAACGCCGUGCUGGACGAUCUGUUCAUCGACAUGCAGAACGCAAUCUGCAACGAAAACAUCGUCGCGGAUCCGUUAAAUCGUCUCAAGGAACUGAUCGAAACGCGCGUCGACAACACGCACCCGAUCUGUUUGCUGAUCGUGGAACACAAGAUCUUUCUGACCGCCUUCACACCGGAUAAAUACUUUGCGCGUGAAAUAUCGAAAGUUUCCUUUCUCGCACCGUUCCUUUCGCUCUCGGUGCUGCUAGACGAGAAUCCCAAGUUCGCGAGUCACCACUUUUCGGAAAACGUGUGCGAUCGUACGCUGACCAACUCGUUUCACUCGAUACUAAGCAACACGCGCAAGGUGCUGCAUUCGAUCUUCUUGGUUUUGCUGACCAAUCAGUAUAGCCGGUUCGAGAUGCUCAACUAUAUCGCAUCUAUACUGAAAUCGAACGCCAAACGCAUCCAGUACAAUGCGGACGAUCGUUUCCUGGCGAAGGAUGGAUUUAUGCUAAACUUUAUGUCCGUGCUGCAGCUCCUGUCGGUGAAGAUCAAUCUGUCGCGCAUCGAUCCACUCUAUCCGCACUAUCCGGAAAGUUUGGUUGAGAUUGAGGAUGAAACGAAGCUGAAAUUCUCCUCGCAAGAGUAUGCCGAUUGGCUGGCGACACUGAAGGACGUUAGGGACUGGGAGCAACACAAGUUUGUCACGCACUGUUGGUUCCUAACGUUGCACGCGCACCAUCUCGGAAUAAUCCCGGCGAUUCAGCGCUACAACAAGCUGCUCCGUGCGACAAAAGAAUUGCAGCGUAUGGUGGAUGAGCUGAACGCGACUAAAUCGCAAUGGGAAAAUACUCCACUGGCACGGCGCAACAAGCAAGUGCGCGAUCGUUGCGUCAGCCAGAUGAACAAACUGUCGAAGGCGAAACUUAGCUGCGACAUUGCGAUCAUCGAUCCAAACGUGCUGAGCGCCUGUAUGCAAUUCUACUCGACCGUGUGCGAGUAUAUGCUGUAUCAGAUCGAAAAUCGGCCGAUCGAAGGACCGUUCACCAAUCAGAAGCACCCGUCGACGUUGGUCGCGAGUGAAAACUUUUCCGCCCUGCCCGAAUGGUACAUUGAGGACAUUGCGGACUUUAUACUCUUCUGCAUGCAACACAGCAUCAGCGUGAUCGACUAUGUGGACAAUUCGAUCAUCACCUGGAUCCUGACGCUGGUAUGUGCACCGCAGCUGAUCAAGAAUCCCUAUAUCACUGCCAAACUGAUAGAGGUCCUGUUCGUCACUUCGCCAACCAUACAGACCACCUCGCAAAGGCUGUAUCUUCAGAUUAUCAACCACGAACUUGCUCAGACUGCGUUAGUAAGUGCACUUAUGAAGUUUUAUACGGAUAUCGAAACGACGGGACAAAGUACUGAAUUUUAUGACAAAUUUACAAUAAGAUAUCACAUAAGCCAUCUGUUUAAGGGUCUCUGGGAGAGCGCCCUGCACCGACAGGCGUUCGUAAACGAAUCGAAAAGUGGCAAGCAGUUUGUGAAGUUUGUUAACUUUUUCCUAAACGACACCACUUACCUGUUGGACGAGUGUUUGGAGUAUUUGAAGCGCAUCCACGAAACGCAGGUGUUGAUGAUGGACGAUGCCGGUUGGAAUGCGCUGACGCAGGAAGCGCAACAGAGCCGCCAACGGCAGCUGGUACAGGACGAGCGACAGUGCCGUUCAUACUUGACGUUGGCCCGCGAAACCGUUGACAUGUUCCACUACAUGACGAUCGACAUAAAGGAACCGUUUUUGCGGCCAGAGCUGAUCGAUCGGUUAAGCUCGAUGCUGAACUACAAUCUGCACCAGCUAUGCGGCCCGAAAUGCAACGAUCUGCGCGUACGCCAUCCGCACAAGUAUGGGUGGGAACCGAGACGGUUGUUAGGUCAGUUGGUCGACAUUUAUCUACAUCUGAGCUGUGAUGAGUUUGCGGCCGCACUUGCCGCCGACGAGCGAUCGUUUGAGAAACAAUUCUUCGAGGAUGCGGCAAACCGGGUGGAACGGAUCGGGAUUCGUUCGCACCGGGACGUGGACGAGUUUCGCAAGCUGAUCCACAAGGCGGCUGAAAUUUAUGUGAAAAAUCAGGAGAAUGCGGAUGAGUUUGCGGAAGCGCCGGAUGAUUUUAAGGAUCCGCUGAUGGACACGCUGAUGACGGAUCCGGUCCUGCUGCCGUCCGGUACAAUUAUGGACCGGGCGAUCAUUACGCGGCAUCUGCUAAACAGCAGCACCGAUCCGUUUAACCGUCAGCCGCUUACAGAGGACAUGCUAAAACCGGCAACUGAACUGAAGGAACGCAUCCAGCAGUGGAUCAAAGAGUAUCGGGCACAGAAAAAAUCAAGCUAAAUUACUUGGACUAUACCCGCGGAA
Molecule: messenger RNA, 3927 nt
Organism: Anopheles maculipalpis
Lineage: Eukaryota; Metazoa; Arthropoda; Insecta; Diptera; Culicidae
Gene: Ube4B
Product: ubiquitin conjugation factor E4 B
Exons: 6
Coding region: 1-3903 (1300 amino acids)
Biological process (GO): protein polyubiquitination
Cellular component (GO): cytoplasm; ubiquitin ligase complex; nucleus
Molecular function (GO): ubiquitin-ubiquitin ligase activity
Source: RefSeq, a predicted model, not a curated record